Messenger RNA from Vespula vulgaris, 732 nucleotides. RefSeq lists its product as uncharacterized. Gene Ontology annotation, cellular component: membrane. Lineage: Eukaryota; Metazoa; Arthropoda; Insecta; Hymenoptera; Vespidae. The coding region runs from base 29 to 442 and encodes 137 amino acids. The record is from RefSeq and is a predicted model, not a curated record. Gene Ontology annotation, biological process: sensory perception of smell. The transcript is spliced from 3 exons. Gene Ontology annotation, molecular function: odorant binding; olfactory receptor activity.
GCAGAUUUAGCGUAUCUAGCAAAAUUGCAUGCUUGUUUACAUCGGCUGGAAUAAAUUAAAGCAAUAUUUUUUUAAUGAAAUCUCCUACUAUAUGAAAAAUAUUUGGUUGCAGAUGUUUCGAUUGUCAAUAGUUUUGAAAAAUAUAUGGGAAUUAAUAGACUGUAGCAUAUACAUAUUCAGCUCUGUCAUUAUUACAUAUAUUCUUAUGUAUCUUGGACAGAAGCUUGUGAAUCAUUGCAUCCAAGCGUACACAGAAUUGUGUCAAAUUCCGUUUUAUAUGAUUUCUAUAAGAACCCAAAAAUUGCUGGUAUUUAUGAUAUUGAGAAGUUCGAAACCAUGCGUCCUCUCAUUCGGAAGUAUGUUCGUGUCGUCCCAUGAACUUUUCGUUGGGAUUAUGCAUAAAGCAUUUUCCUUUGCAAUGGCAUAUUAUAGUAUUCAUUAGCUUCAUCUUAGUUGAUUGAAAAAAGCAUACCUUUUUUUCUAACAAAACGAAAAUGUACUAACUCGUAUUAAAUAGACUGAAUUUAGUAAACGUAAAUGUACACAAUUUUUAUUCAAGUUUCAUCCAUUUCACAUGUCUGACUUUUAUGUAAAUAUACAGAUAUCGAUCUUCUACGAGGGACUCACUGUAACGCGUUAAAAACAAUUUGCAUUUUAACUAUACGUAAGAUUAUUCUUGUUUUUAUGUAUUCAAUUAAUUUUUUGUGUAACGUACCGUGUUGACAAUAAAAU